This is a messenger RNA of Musca domestica (house fly), 1453 nucleotides long. Its product is annotated as histidine-rich glycoprotein-like. The transcript has 2 exons. The record is from RefSeq and is a predicted model, not a curated record. The coding region runs from base 188 to 1297 and encodes 369 amino acids. NCBI's taxonomy places the organism in Eukaryota, Metazoa, Arthropoda, Insecta, Diptera, Muscidae.
GAUAAGAAACUGAAGCUGUCGUCUUUGGCCAAGCCUACAGUCUCAGUUAAUUUCAAAAAGGGCGACAGUAUAAAAGAAGCUCUGGUCAGAUUACAAAGGCAUUUUUUGUUGAACCGGAUUAAAAGAAAAUCGAAAAAUUUGAAUUGCAAUACGAUUUUGAUAUACCAGAAUUUAAUACAAACAUAAAAUGAGAAUCCUCCACAUUCUCUGUUUGCUGCUCGGCCUGAUUGUGAUAAGCCAGGCCAGGCGCCACAUUGGGGAUCACCAUGGUGCGAAAUCUGGACAUGGUAGCCUGCAUGGACUUCAUCGCCAUCGUGGAUCGUUUAUCCGUCAUCGCCGCCAUCAAUUCCAGGGACCCUAUGGCUAUUAUGUCAACCACUAUGAUAGGUCACAUCUGAAAAAUUCCCACCAUCGUGGCUUGCAUAGAGCUGCUGCUGCUGCUGCAGAUAAGUCACAACCACUUCUCAUGACAGAAGGGCCCAUUGAAGUGGCGAACAAAGAAGCUCUACCUAACGUUACUGAAGGUGAAGGUGUAGAAAAGUCUGGAGAACAUAAGACAGGUCGUCAUCAUUAUUGGAGUCGUCGCUUGGGGCAUUCAAGGCGUUCAAUGGCCCCGAAUCACGUAGAGGAAGAAGAGGAAAAACUGGAUGGAAGCUCCAGUAAUGAAGGUGAAGUGGAUCAGAAACAUCGCAGCGGUCAUCAUUUUCAUCGGGGUGGUCGUUAUCACCACAGAUACCAUCACCAUGAACCUGAUAUGGCAAAAGAUGCUGCUGAUGAUGAGCUGGCUAAAAAUAAAACCGAAUCCAAUGAAGGCAGCGAUAAGGAAGAUCAGGUCUCUCACAGGGGUCAUCAUUAUCGCCGUCAUGGGGGUGGUCGCCAUUAUCAUAGGCGACAACACGAUGUAUCUAAAAUGGAAAACAAUGAUGAAACAAAUGUCCACGAGAUGGCCAAUGGAUCAUAUCAGGGGUUCCACAGGAGACGUUACGGGCAUGGCCACCACUACCGUCAUGGUCAUGGCGGCAAAUCUGAAAAUCCAGCUGAGAAUCCAUUAAAUGAAAAGGAUGUGGAGGCUGAUAGUGAUGAAGAAUAUUAUGGAACACACAGAAGAUGGCGUGGUCAUCAUGGAAAUUGGCAUCAUCGUAGAACACAUGGUCAUUCCAAGCCGGAGGUAAAUGAAAGUGAGGAGAAGAAAGAUGACCCAAAGGACAGUGUAGCCACCGAAAAGCUACUGCCAGAAACCACAACCAGUGCCACAGACAAUGUUGCCGAUAACAUUGAUGUGCGUUUGGGCAAUUGAGAGGACACUCAAAAUUAUGUACGUGGGUAUUUAUUGUUCGAACAAAUGUUGUUGCAUACUUUAAGGCGCUACUGAUGAAAUUACUUGGUUUCUUUUUGAUAUCUCAUAAGCUAAAGGCAGAACCACAAUAAAUGGAAAAAAUAUAAUGUUUUGUAA